Messenger RNA from Lampris incognitus (smalleye Pacific opah), 1647 nucleotides. RefSeq lists its product as uncharacterized. Gene Ontology annotation, biological process: protein localization to plasma membrane. NCBI's taxonomy places the organism in Eukaryota, Metazoa, Chordata, Actinopteri, Lampriformes, Lampridae. The transcript has 7 exons. Bases 219 to 965 code for a protein of 248 amino acids. The record is from RefSeq and is a predicted model, not a curated record.
CCUGCUUCAAGCAGCUGAGUUUCAGUCAGUGCAUAGAGGGACAGCAUACUAAUUGUUAAACUUCCUUGAUGGUAGAUAUCCAGAUGUCAGUACAUGUAGACUACAGUAGAUGAAUCCACCGGGUCCUGAAAAGGCGUUUUAGUGACACGUUUGAAUAGACUCCAGGAAUCAAGGCAUCCCUGAUUUUACAUUUGCUGCUGCUCUUCCUCACUAAGACAAUGGUACUCUGGAUUCUCCUCCCUGUCUCCCUCUCCCUGGUGUCCCUCAUUGGAACAUGGACUGUAUACGCUCUCGCCUUCAACAACAAUCACGUGUGCCCCCUUGGCAACUGGGAGAUUAAGGACUACUGCCAAACUAAUGAAACCGCGAGUUGCUGCAGAGUCCCUACCAUAAGCUCAAGUGGAAUCAGCGCACCGGAAAAUUCCCUUUUUACUGCUACGAUCAAUGCUGGCUCCUUUCUCUUUUUGCUGUUCUCUAUAGCCCACCACGCUCAUAUCAUGGAGAAAAAUUUCACCUGCUCCAUGCUGAGCAAGUUUGCCUUGGUCUUCGGUGUGGUGGCUUCCUUAGGGGCAUUUGUUGCUGGAAACUGCAAUCCUGGUUACCUGUACCUCCUGCACUACCUCGGUGCUGGUAGUAGUUUUGUGUGUAUCUGUUUCUACACGGUGCUGCUCACUUCACUAACCGGGAGGUGUGCACUGACGGGAUGUGAGAAGGUACUGUACCCGAUGCGCAUAAUCUCCACUGCCAUCCAGAUCAUCGUCACCAUCUUCUACUGCAUAUUGUUCGCCCAGGCUGAUUACUGGUGCCAGCUGGUCGGGGCCGUAUUUGAGUGGACGCUCAGUGUCAACCUGGAGUUGUUCGAGCUCAGCUACGCCGUGGAGUUCUGUUUCUUCUCCUCCUCCAUGUUUUCAAAUCUGCUGGAAAAGCGAGACGAGGAGAAGCCAUUCAUGCUGGGGAUGUCUUGAGUCUGAGGCUGCCGGGCUCCGGUGGAGGGACACACGUGGAGCAGGUGGACUUUCUCAGGCAUCUGCUGGACCACGUGAAUGACUCGCAACCACUUCGAAGAAAAAAAAGCGCUUGUCUUAUUUAUAUUUCCCUAACGUCUGCAUCGUUGAUGACUUUGUUUAUGAGGAGGUUAUCGUGCUCCAGCUCAUCCGGGGACUUUGCAGUGUACAUAUUGGUUUAAUUUAUUGUGCGAAACGCAUGACCCCGAUUCCCUUCAGAAACGCGAGUCACUGUCAAGUGUAUGUUAGUUCACGAUACGCUGCUGGGGGUAAGCAAUUUCCGAGGAAAGAGCGUAAACAAGUAAUUCCUGUUAUACUUUACAUAUUAUGCGUAAUUUUUCAUUUUGAUAACCUGCCAACAGAACAAACGUCUAAACAGUCUCGAGCACUACAUUUUAAGCAUCUUAAUGUACCAUGUAGAAUAUAAGCUGUUUUCCAGAACCAUACACUUUAAUUACAUUUUCAUUACACUCAGGGUUUUUGUGCAAUAUAUAUAUAUAUAUUUUUUUUUAUUUCCCCGGGUAUGAACACGAUCAACACUGAAUGAAAACCAUUGAAGUACUUCACAAUUAGUAAAUAGUGUUCUUGAUAUUCUUGGUUUGGGUCUCUGUACAUGCGCAUAGCGGUCAGUUUGAUAAUAAAA